CGUGGUGCCCCCGGCGGCAAGCUAAAGAUGACUCUCGGUCUCCCAGUCGGUGCAGUCAUGAACUGCUGCGACAACAGCGGCGCUCGCAAUCUCUACAUCAUCUCCGUCAAGGGUAUCGGUGCCCGCCUGAACCGUCUCCCGGCCGGCGGCGUCGGCGAUAUGGUCAUGGCCACUGUCAAGAAGGGAAAGCCCGAGCUAAGAAAGAAGGUCAUGCCUGCUGUUAUUGUGCGCCAGAGCAAGCCAUGGAGACGCACUGAUGGUGUUUUCUUGUACUUUGAGGAUAAUGCUGGUGUGAUCGUCAACCCCAAGGGCGAGAUGAAGGGCUCAGCCAUCACAGGACCCGUCGGAAAGGAGGCAGCUGAACUAUGGCCACGUAUCGCAAGCAACUCUGGUGUCGUCAUGUAA
Molecule: messenger RNA, 405 nt
Organism: Lachnellula hyalina
Lineage: Eukaryota; Fungi; Ascomycota; Leotiomycetes; Helotiales; Lachnaceae
Gene: RPL23B
Product: 60S ribosomal protein
Exons: 4
Biological process (GO): translation
Cellular component (GO): cytosolic large ribosomal subunit; ribosome
Molecular function (GO): structural constituent of ribosome; large ribosomal subunit rRNA binding
Source: RefSeq, a predicted model, not a curated record